AUGGUGUAUGAAGCCAUUGACCCCAUCGACUCCUUCAUCCCGCCCACCAUGUCCCCCUCCGACCUGAGCCAGGGCCCGUCUGGCUGGCCCCUCACCCCUCCAGGACCCUCAGAUCUCCCACUUGCGCCCGCCAAAGACGUCUCCUCGGUCUUCACGGCACUCCAUGUCAUGUCGACCGAGCGCGCGGCCCUCGCGCACCUCGAACACUUCUAUCAGACCGACGUGCGGUCGCAGCAGGACCUCGCGCGGGCGGUGGACCUGAUUGCGCGCAGUGUGUGCGAGGGCGGCAAGCUGGUGAUCUGCGGCGUGGGCAAGAGUGGGAAGAUUGGGCGCAAGAUCGAGGCGACGAUGAAUAGUUUGGGGAUCUACAGUGCUUUCUUGCAUCCCACCGAGGCGUUGCAUGGGGAUUUGGGAUUGGUCCGGCCGAAUGACACAAUGCUCCUCAUCUCCUUCUCUGGUCGCUCGCCGGAGUUGCUAUCUCUGCUCCCGCAUAUUCCGGCCACGGUUCCGGUGAUCGCUCUCACCUCGCAUACUCAGCCCGAAACAUGCCCUCUACUCACUUUGCAUGGCCCCUCUGGCAUGGGGGUCCUUUUAGCAGCGCCUAUUCACGAAGAGGAAGAGACUUCUCUCGGUGUCAGUGCCCCGACAUCGUCUACAACAGUAGCCUUGUGUCUAGGAGACGCAUUGGCUAUCGCAGCCGCACGGAAGUUGCAUACUGCUCCAGGGAAAAGUCCCGCAGACGUCUUCCGAAGUUACCACCCUGGAGGCGCUAUUGGAGCCGCUGCGGCUGGAGGCACACCAUUGACUACACCGUCAAGCGGGUUGUCAGUGACCACAUUCGAUUCUCCUUCAUCCUCCAUUUCCUUGCCCUGGGAAGAGGGCUCGACCAGCUCGUCAAUUCCACCCUUCACUCUUCAACAACCACCCGAACACCGUCAGAUACUCUUAGACAUGCUCGUCCCUCUCCACCAAAUCCCCACAGCUUCGGCAUCCUCCUCACAGACUCCUAGUGACCUCCGAUUACUGGACAUCCUCCUCACGGCUAUCCAGCACCCAAAUGCGAAAUCAUGGGUCUUCCUGUCCCCAUCUGUGAUUAUUCCACCGCGACGAAUCCGGUCUCUCCUUUCACGGCACACAGAUGUCGAUCUGCGGCUAUCUGAUGUCGUGGCUUCAAAUUCCGGCCAUACCCUGGCGGUUCCCCGGGCCGAUUGGUUCCUGGUGCCUGAGUCAACACCACUCGCCGAGCUGCGUCGUCUCGUCUCCACAUCCCGAGGAGUGCCAGAUACGAUAUCAGUCAUUGCGGUUGUGAAAGACAUCGCUCACCCCGCCAGCUGCAUUGGAGUCAUGGAGCCAGAAGACCUGUGGGGUGAGUAA
Penicillium canariense is the source of this 1374-nucleotide messenger RNA. Its product is annotated as Sugar isomerase (SIS). The transcript has 2 exons. Gene Ontology annotation, molecular function: carbohydrate derivative binding. Gene Ontology annotation, biological process: carbohydrate derivative metabolic process. NCBI's taxonomy places the organism in Eukaryota, Fungi, Ascomycota, Eurotiomycetes, Eurotiales, Aspergillaceae. The coding region runs from base 1 to 1374 and encodes 457 amino acids. The record is from RefSeq and is a predicted model, not a curated record.